ACUCAUAGUCACCAAUGCAUUGUGUGUCCUUAUUUUUGCAUAAUACUGGAUAUGAAUCUCCUCCACCACAUAGGAAUUGUUAGAGGGCGUCAUUUUUUAGUUAGCAAUAACCAAGUCUAGAUGAUGCAGGUAUAUAGUUCUGAUGUAUUUGACACGACUUUUUUCGACAAAUUAAGUGACUUUGAUUCAUUCAUCUUAUAUGACCUUCAAAAUUAUAGUCCAAAAUUUUAGAGUUGUAAGGCUACCACUGCAUAUAAUAUAAAUUAUUUUGUCGGCUAGCAACGAAUGAAGAAUGUAUCAAAUGAUUACCCAUUUGAAUGAGCAAAAUGGGCCAAUUCAAUUUCCGCAACACUAUAUUUAAAAAAUCCUAUCAAAAUUUAGGUCCUAACUUAUGUUAUCCUAUGAAAUUUUGUAACCAUACUUAUCAUCAUUCAUAAACAGAAAGAUACCUAUAUAAUUUAACAACUAACAUGAUUGAUAAUUAGUGCUUUUCAUUGUUUGAUGUGUGCCGUGCCACUAGGUGAACUUGUUGAUGAGAAAGCAUUAUGGGCUUGAGACGAAACCCAAAUCUGAGACUUGGUUGGGCUGAUAAUAUUCCAACUGCGGGCCCAAGGUUAGAGUGAAAGCCAGCUGGAAACUGCAGGCGGGCUUACGCCAUUGAUAUAAGCCUUGGUAAUUGCAAAAUCCUUCUUGCAAGUUGGCCCAUGCGUCAUCACCCCAUCUGCUGUGGGACCCACACCUUACAUCAUCACAUCAGCGUCCCAUUGUCAGCCAAUUGGGCCUCUCUCUUCUCUUCUCUUCUCUUCUCUUCAGUCAUUCACCUUCUGCAUCUGCAAUGUAAGUUGUAACCAACCCGCAACCUCCACACUGUCACCUCUGACCUCCCCUUCCCUUUUUAACCGCGGUAAAUAAAACUUGUUUGUAUAAAGGAACAGAGACCAGAGUGGCAGAGUAUAAUGUUUCUACUAUUUUUCCCCGGCGGUUAAAGUCGCGGCGAGACCUCCGAGAAGCCAGAACAGCCGCACGAGUAGCCUGGCUCCACAUGGGGUGGGUUCCUGCUCGCCACGUGUUGUCUCUCCAUCGGUAACCGAAAUCGCCUUCUCUUCGCUCUCGUACGUGCCGGGAGGUUGCUCGUGCGAAGGAUAGUGGGCGGGCGGGCCGACGUGGGAUCUGGGGAACCGAAACGUGGCGGGCAUGGAUACACGGCGCGGGAGUUUUAGGCCAUGGGGUGAGUUGGCACGACACGUGGCCGUCGCUAGGCAAUCUGUGGGCUAAGCCAGCCACUAGUAAUAUUUCCCUCUCCUUGCCCUCUUUUUUUCCUUGCUUCGGCAGUUCCCUCUCUCACCUCCUUCACAUCUCUCCCACAGUCCCACUCCUUUUAUUUUUUUUGUUGCUUUUUCGAAUUUCUGUAGCGAUGGAAAUGGGGAGAGUCGCCGAGUGGAGUUCGAACUCUGCCGCUGCGUCCUCUUCUACCGCCGCUUCUUCUUCCGCGUCUUCGUCUUCUUCUUUUUCCUCGGCGGCGGCGGCCGGGGUGGAUCGGAUGGUCCGGGUAGAGCUCGAGGCGGCGGAGGCGCUCGCGGAUUUGGCGCAUUUGGCGAUGCGCGAAGGCGGCGGUUCGCCGAGUAAAUGGGGGAGCAAAGGGAAGCGGGCCAAGAAGCGGGUCAAGAGCGAGUCUCCUCCUCCUCCAACUCAUCACUCUGCCUUGAACACUGUCCUUGACUCGGUCCAGGAUCUUCCUCCGGACCAACCAGCUGCUGAGGAUUUUCAGCAGCAGCAGCAGCCAGUGUGUGGAAGUGAAACUAUAGCCAUAAGUCCCGUUAAGCCUGAAAAGAGUGCUGAUCUACUUCAUAAACGUUGUGGAGCUCGGAGCUUCCCGCCGUUUGGUGGUGGUAGAUCGAGGCAAGUUUUGACCGAGGCUGAGAAGGAAGCAAGAAGACUGCGUAGAAUAUUGGCAAAUAGAGAGUCUGCUAGGCAGACAAUUCGCCGUCGACAGGCUCUGUGUGAAGAAUUAACUAGGAAAGCUGCCUGUCUAGCGGUGGAGAAUGAAAACCUGAAGAGGGAAAAGGAGUUAGCUCUGAAAGAGCAGGAGUCCCUGGAGACAACUAAUAGGCAGUUGAAGUCACAGAUGGCCAAGGCAAUAAAAGCCGUGGUAGUGGAAGAAGCAGGAGUAGAACUUAAACAAUCAUGGUUUCAAAUGCCUAACCAUCAUCCACCUGCAAACUGUCAGAUGCUAUUCUACAACCAACACGCAUUUGCACCAUUCUGUUGGCCUCCCAUUGUCCAAUCUCAAGAAGCUCAGGAAACCAGUUCAAAUACCAAUGCUAGAACCUCGCUCUACCUAAUGUCCUGCCCUUGGUUCCUGCCGGUGGCUGAUAAUUCCGCCAAUGCUCAGCAUCAUCCUCAGUCCUCCCACGACUUUAAACACUUCCACAAUGUAGUAGCUACGACGGUGGACGAUCAAUGCAGCGGUGGUACAUCUAUCCCUCAGAAGGUGGAAUCAGAAGCUGCAGAAGUGAUGGUGAUUGACGAUCUCAACGAGAUUCCGGUGGGAGAUAGAGGUGGGGAAUAUGAUGGGCAGCAGGACGAGGUUAUUUUUGCCCCUUCUGUUGCCCCUUCAUCAAUUGAUGGUGUUAAAAGUGAGAUCGAUUUGCAGUCUUGCAGUGGGGCAGGUGAUGGUGCUAAGCUAAAAGCUGGCCUGACUUGUGAUCACAAUGUCUUCAGUUUUUCAAGCAAGAAGCUGGUGGAUGCAGCUGCUGCAACUGUGGCGAGGAGGAGAAGAAAGGAGCUCACGAGGUUAAAGAACCUUCAUGGCCGACAAUGUCGAACCAACUGUUAAGAUAUCUCUGUCCUUUGAUCUCAGCUUAUGCAGUUCAGGGCUACUUUUGCUUGUUUGCUGAUUGCAUUAAAAUUUUGGUAGUCUUGUUGAACAGGCCGCUUGUAGGACUUUACCAAAUGUUUUGAGAGCCAAGAGAGGCUAGAAUGAUACUUAUAGAGAGAGAGAGGGUAGUUUUAUUUUCCUUCAACCAAAAGAGAGGUUUAGAGUUAGGCCUACAUUUAAAAUAGAGUGUGAUGCUGCCAUUUUGAUGAGCAAAAUUGGAAAGGCAGCUUUGAGCGAGAGGAUGGACAAUGUAUUCCUCCCUGUGCAAUAAACAACUAUUUUCCCU
Linum trigynum is the source of this 3164-nucleotide messenger RNA. The record is from the annotation of a GenBank genome assembly. NCBI's taxonomy places the organism in Eukaryota, Viridiplantae, Streptophyta, Magnoliopsida, Malpighiales, Linaceae.